Molecule: messenger RNA, 3250 nt
Organism: Mauremys reevesii (Reeves's turtle)
Lineage: Eukaryota; Metazoa; Chordata; Testudines; Geoemydidae
Gene: PEX6
Product: peroxisomal biogenesis factor 6
Exons: 18
Coding region: 1-2754 (917 amino acids)
Biological process (GO): protein import into peroxisome matrix
Cellular component (GO): cytosol; peroxisomal membrane
Molecular function (GO): ATP hydrolysis activity; ATP binding
Source: RefSeq, a predicted model, not a curated record
AUGCCGAAGGGCCGCUCUGCGCUCGCUCUCCAUGGUCCUGGUUCUGAAGGGGCGCUCUGCGCUCGGUCUCUAUGGUGCCGAGGCGCCGCUCUGCGCUCGCUCUCUAUGGUAGAGAGGCCGCUCUCCGCUGGCUCUAUGGCGCUGGCGGUGGUGCGGCCCCUGGACGCCCUGCCCCCGGAGCUGCCCCCGGGGGUGGCGGUGCUGCUGGCCCCGGCCCCGCUGGCGGCGCGGCUGCGCGGGGCGGGCGGGCCGGCGCUGGUGCUGGCGGUGCGGCCCGCGGGCCGGCCCGGGGCCCAGCCGGCGCUGCUGAGCGCGGCGCUUGUGGCGGGCGGCCCGGGCGGCGGCGCCGAGCUGUGGCUGCGCGGCGGCUGGCGGCGGCGGCUGGGGCUGGCGGCGGGGCGGCGGGUGGCGCUGUGGCCGGUGCGGCGGCCGCCGGCGCUGGGCUGGGCGCUGCUGGGCGCGGGGCCGGGCCGGCCGGGGCCGGCCGGGGCUGGGCGAGUGGGUGCGGCUGCGGCGGAGGGCGAGGCCGGGCCUGGCGGGGCGCACCUGGCGGCCGUGCUGGCCCUGCAUCCCCGCUGGGACUUCCCGCAGGAGCCCCGGGACCCCCCGGAGGGCUCGGCCGUCAUCCCGGCCGCGCUGGCCUUCAACCUGGCCUGCGACCCGCUGGGCGGGAGCCACCUGCUCAUCCAGAGGUAUGGGGAAGCUCCUGGUAUGGAAGAGAGACAAGGAAGUCGGUCCUUGCUAUCCAUUCCGCCCUUUGCGAAGGAACUGCACAUAGAGAUUAUCUCCUCACCAGCCUACAGCACCAGAGGAGUCUAUGACAGUAUUCUCCACCAACACUUCCAAACUCCCAGGUUGGUCCAGGAGGGUGAUAUCCUGUGUAUUCCGACAGCUGGACAUCCUGAGUUCUUGGAAGGAAAUUCAGAGAAAUUUCUUAGCUGGCCGGAGCUGUACUUCAAGGUGAAGAAGAUCGUAGGGGUGGCGGAAGGAGAGCAGUCUGUGGGGUACCUGGCUGACAUCCAGAACACAUCACUGUACCUGGUGGGUUCAACAAACAGCGCUGUGCCAUCUUCCCCAAGCCGUGGUGGCCAUGGGUUUUGGAGCAGUCUGUCUCCCGCCGGGCUCUCUGAUGUGGUGACGCAGCUCUGUGAUGCUCUCCGGCCUCAUCUGAACAGCAGGGGGACUGCGCUACGUGGAACAGGCAGCAUUCUACUGGCGGGACCCAGUGGUGGGGGGAAACUGACGGCUGUCAGAGCUGCAUGUAGUUGCCUCAAUCUCCACUUGUUCAAGGUGGACUGCGUUAGUUUGUGUGGAGACACUAGUGGAGCUACAGAGAUGAAGCUACAAUCUGCCUUUGCGCAGGCUGAGCUCUUCCGGCCGUGUGUGCUCCUGCUGAAGGACAUCGAGCUGCUGGGACGAGACCGGGAUGGGCUGGGAGAGGACUCCAGAGUCACUGCUACACUAAGGCACCUCCUCCUGGAUAGAGAUGCAGGAUCUAGCGGUUACCCUGUCCUGGUGGUUGCCACCACGUGCCGGCCUCAGGACGUCCUGGCAGACGUGCAGACAGCUUUCCUCCACGAGGUGACGGUCCACGCCCCGUCGGAAGAGCAGCGGAAGGCCAUGCUGAGCACGCUCACUGCCAGCCUUCCGUUGGGCAAGGAAGUGAGCCUGGCCAAACUAGCGCGGAGAAGUGCGGGGUUUGUGCUGGGAGAUUUCUGUGCUUUGCUGGCCCAAGGAGGCCGGGCAGCUUGCACCAGGAUCUUAACCUCAAGUUUCCCAGGGGGGCUGAGUGAGGACGAGGAGAGAGAUUUUUGCGCUGCUGGGUUCCCUGUUCUCGCAGAGGAUUUUAACGUUGCAUUGGAUCAGCUGCAUGAGACUCAUUCGCAGGCAGUUGGAGCCCCAAAGAUCCCCGCGGUCACCUGGCAGGACAUCGGCGGGCUCCAGGAGGCGAAGAAGGACAUCCUGGACACCAUCCAGCUGCCUCUGGAGCACCCGGAGCUGCUGUCUGUGGGGCUGCGCCGCUCUGGCCUUCUGCUCUAUGGGCCUCCUGGGACAGGAAAGACCUUGCUUGCCAAAGCUGUGGCCACGGAGUGCACCAUGACGUUCCUCAGUGUGAAAGGGCCGGAGCUCAUUAACAUGUACGUGGGGCAGAGCGAAGGGAAUGUGCGCCAAGUGUUUGCCAGAGCCCGGGCAGCUGCUCCCUGCAUUAUCUUCUUUGAUGAACUGGAUUCCUUGGCACCCAACCGGGGACGGAGCGGAGACUCGGGCGGAGUUAUGGACAGAGUUGUCUCCCAGCUGCUAGCAGAACUUGAUGGACUUCAUUCCACCAGAGACGUAUUUGUGAUCGGCGCCACCAACAGACCUGACCUGCUGGACCCAGCACUGCUCCGGCCUGGCAGGUUUGACAAGCUGGUCUAUGUCGGCAUGAAUGAGGACCGGGAGUCUCAGCUGCGAGUGCUGAGUGCCAUCACCAGGAAGUUCAAACUGGACCCUUCAGUGAGUUUCAGCAGUGUCCUGGAUCAGUGCCCUGCCCAGCUGACGGGAGCAGAUCUGUACGCGCUCUGCGCAGACGCCAUGAUGUGUGCCGUCAAACGGAAGGUGGAUUGGAUUGAGGAAGGGCUGGACACAGAGAGUUCCGCUCUAGUUCUGACCAUGGAGGAUUUUGGACAAGCUGCCACAAGGCUGCAGCCGUCGGUUUCGGAGCAGGAGCUGCUCAAAUACAGAGUGAUCCAGCGGAAGUUUGCUGCCUGCUAGCCUGCAGUGAGAAGGGAAGGGAAGGAGCACACAAAGCCCUAAUACGGAGAAGGCCAAGAGGAUUUGGGACAGGCGUGUGGGCUGGAGAAGUGGAGAGGGGGAGGUGUCAUCACCUGCUGACUCCUGGCCAGCCCUGGCCCCCCGUUCAUGGAUGGGGCACAGCAUUUAGCCAUGGCUCUGAGGCUGUCGGCAGCACAGCUGGGGUUCCUGCUCCUCCUCCUCGGUCCCAGGCCCACUCCUCCAACCUCACAGCCUGGCCCUCACCCCUACAGCCACAUCCUGCCCCGUAAUCUAGUGUGAGAGGAAGGGGCCUUGAGCUGAGUUGUGGAUCUCAAGGGAAAGGAGUGCGACGAAAGCCCCUGUGAGACCCUGCACUAGUCAUGGAUUGUCCCAUGAUCCCGUGCCCUCCCCCUGGAGUAGGCAGAGAUCCUGAGCUCAGGGGUGGAUUGUCUCCCAGGAGUGAAAAAUCCUCCCCUCUCCCACAGCCUCCCUGGGA